UUUCAUUAUAGGACGGAGAACGUACGGCUGCAUCAUCAUCAUUCGCCAGGGUUUGGUUCAGGGUUCUUCUGUCCCUCUUCUUUUUUUUCGUUCUCUUUUUACUUUAAUCUGACCGCAUCACCCACCACCCAAUGGUCUUUAACGAGCAUAGCCAAACCUAUGUUCCAGCGCACGAGAUGCAAGAUCUACCGGCAGGUCAAGCAUACCACUUUCGCGAGUCCGACGAAAAUGGCGGCGGGUUCCGAAAACCUACGAGCCACUCUUACUAAUCCGAAUUCGAGGAAUUGUCUCGUUCACAUCCUCCCGGCGGACAACACCCAGUCCUUGAUCAAAAUGAAUCCAGCCACAACCUGUUGCAUAACUCAAGCAACGAAAGCCUUAGAAACAGUAGCUAUGGUGGCCAAGGAAGUCUCGGUCAUGGCAGCUAUGAGUCCGGAAGCUUUGGACAUGGCGGCUUCGGGCACUAUCCCUCAGAACAUCAGAGUCUGCCUCCUGUCUCACCCGCUUCUGAGUACCCCGGGCCCGAGUAUGAUGUCGAAGCCGGGCACAGUGAAGUCCUGUCUGUUCCGGACUUUGCCCACGGUUGCCCCGACUCGACCUUUGAUGAGUUUGAUGUCGGCGAGAGCUGGAUAAUGCGACAGCAGCAGCUAUUAUUUAAAAGGAUAUUAAU
Molecule: messenger RNA, 670 nt
Organism: Fusarium redolens
Lineage: Eukaryota; Fungi; Ascomycota; Sordariomycetes; Hypocreales; Nectriaceae
Exons: 2
Source: RefSeq, a predicted model, not a curated record